CUUGACAUUGACAGCUCCGUCGAGAAAAUCCGUAACCUUUUUACUGCUCAAAAAUUGUCAUAACAAUUAAUUGUAACUUUUCCCGGCUUUAUGUACCUUUAAAAUUAAAUAAAUUCCGCACAUAAAUGAGCAAAACGGGCGUCGAAUUAUUGUGCUCCCAAUGUGGAAAGACAUACAGCAACGUGACAAACCUAAACAAACAUAUGCGGAUGAUUCAUUCUGGCAGGAAAAAAAAGGAGAAACCUGGAAAGUUUUACUGUGAGUUUUGCUGCAAAUGCUACCUCAGACUGUUCAAUUUGAAGAGGCACAUCCAGAGUUACCACUCAGCGACCAGUAAAGAGAGAAACUUUAAGUUUUUUUGUGCAUUGUGCCCCUGUCGGUUUCGCUACAAGACCAAUUAUAACCAACACCUGAAACAGAGACAUAAAAUUUUCAAUAAAUCAGCACGUAAAUCACAAAGGAACUUAUCGGAGCAUAAAUGUGCCAUAUGUGGCUUUAAGUCCACUAAAAAGACCCUUUUAGUUCACUUUGUGGAAAACCAUAACAUCAUACUGCAGGAAACAAAAUACUUUUUUGAUAGUCUCCAGGAGUUUAUUAGCUGGAAGAGCUCAUAUGAGUAUGACACCAAUUCUAAGUUUAUUAUGGAUUACUCUAAUUUGAGAGAAGGAUUUUUGUAUAGGUCUUAUAAGUGUUAUCAUCAUGAAAUUAGGGCCCAUGACCCUUAUAGCCAUAAGAAUCAAAAUGAAGAGCUGUAUUGUCCUGCUAAUAUUAAAUUAAAGAAGCCUAAUAAUAAGGCUUGCACUGUUGUGGUAUUAGAUACUCAUGUGGGCCAUAAGUUGAGGAAAAAAGAUUUGAAAGUGGAUAAGUUGAAUGAGGAGUCUUUGUUGACCAAAAUACCAUUUAAUGAUCUUUUUGACGAGGUGAGGAGUUCCAUUUCAGAAUCAAAUGUCCCCAUACUCACCGAACCUGUCCUAUACAAAAUCGAAACAAGUUUCAACUUAUUUACAAGCCUAAAAGACUCAAAUGAUGCCUUAGAACUUGACUUAUGGAUAAAAGACUUGCAAGACUUAAAUGUGGUAUUAUUUUAUAAAGCCGAAGGUUGCAUUUUCAAAGACUAUCCUGAGCUGAAAACAGAAGAAUUCGUUCUGGUACUAAUGACAGAUGCGCAGGCCCAAAUGUUACUUAAGUACGGCUCUGACGGGGUCUGCAUUGACCGAUAUCCGGGAGUUAUUAAAAGAAAACGAAUACAUCUGGUCACCAUACUGGUCGAAGACGAAAUCGGAGAGGUGUUGCCCUGUGGAUUUCUCAUUUCCAAUAAACUGAACAUCGACAUCUUAAAAAUCUUUUUUGCACACGUGAAACACCGCGUUGGAGCCCCCAUAGAACCGAACGUGUUUAUGGCGGAUACAGAACCUUGUUUCGCUAAGGCUUGGGUUUCUGCUAUGUUACCUGCAAGCAUGUUCUUAUUUAACCCGUGGUCUGUGGAUUUCGCAUGGAGGAGGAAUUUAAAGCUGAAAGUCAAAAGAAUUGAGAAACAGCUCGAAGUAUACCAACUACUUUGGACCUUAUGGGAGCAAACGGACCACAACAUAUUCGAAACCCAACUGCAAAACGUAUGCGAGUCCCUCAGCCAAGACCCGGAAACCGCGAAUUUCGCCCUUUAUUUCAAAACGCACUUUAUCUCCCACGGGGACAGUUGGGCCUACUGCCACAAAGGAUUAAACAACAAUUUAUGCUUCGAAAAGACCCAUAGGGCCCUAAAAUGCAUGCACCUGAUGGGCCAAAAAGUCGAAAGAUUCGACAAAUCCAUUGGGGCAAUCAUGAGGUUCAUAAGGAACAAAUACGUCGACCGUUUCGUUCUAUCGGACGCGGUGAAUUUAAUACAGAAAAUGCAGAAUAUUUGUUUAAAUCAUAAAAGCAGCCUGGAAAUCGAUUUGGAGUUUGUUAAUAAUAAUCCGGGUGGGGGAUGGAGCGUCUUAUCCAGUGACCAAACUAAACUUUAUUCGGUGCAGAAGGUUAAAGACGAUUGCGAUUGUCAGCUGAAGUGUUUUGAGUGCAAUAGUUGUUUGCACCAAUACAUUUGCUCUUGCAUUGAUUGCACUAUUAGCUAUAACAUGUGCAAACACAUUCAUUUGGUUUGUAGGCUACCGGAGAGUGCUACGGUUUCCAUACCGAUGCCCAUCAAUUAUUCUGUGGAAGUAACUUUCGCUGAUGAUUCGGAUGACGACACGAGCGAGUAUUGUAAUACGGAGUUUAUUGAAGAAGUCGAUUCGGCCGAAAAGACUUGUAAAGAAAUGCGGUCAAAUUGCAAUGCUGAGUCUUCGGAAGUUCUGGUGAUGGAAAAGCAUGUGGAGCCUUUGCUGGAGACCGCUAAGAAAUCUAAAAAUUUGACGGAAACCGUGAAAUGAAAUUUCGUAGGUUUUUGUCAACCCUACAACUUUGCUGUGGAACUUUUUGCUCUACCUCGUAUAGUUAAGGCGCUAUCUUAGCCGUACACCUUGUUGACACACCCUGUAUUUUAUUAAUUUUUAUUUGUAAUACCAAUUAGGAGCACAUGCAAAUAUCCGGUUAUCUAGGUGCAUAUUUCGAAAAUAUUGUAUGUCUAUGUUAUGCAUUAUAUUUAUGUAUGUAGAUAUAUGAAAUAAAUAAAUAAAUUUAAUGAAAA
Anthonomus grandis grandis is the source of this 2665-nucleotide messenger RNA. RefSeq lists its product as uncharacterized. Bases 126 to 2408 code for a protein of 760 amino acids. The transcript has 6 exons. The record is from RefSeq and is a predicted model, not a curated record. NCBI's taxonomy places the organism in Eukaryota, Metazoa, Arthropoda, Insecta, Coleoptera, Curculionidae.